Molecule: messenger RNA, 2339 nt
Organism: Euleptes europaea (tarantolino)
Lineage: Eukaryota; Metazoa; Chordata; Lepidosauria; Squamata; Sphaerodactylidae
Gene: SEMA3C
Product: semaphorin 3C
Exons: 17
Coding region: 24-2279 (751 amino acids)
Biological process (GO): axon guidance; negative regulation of axon extension involved in axon guidance; positive regulation of cell migration
Molecular function (GO): semaphorin receptor binding; chemorepellent activity
Source: RefSeq, a predicted model, not a curated record
AUUACAUUUAACCUCUGAAGAUAAUGACAUUUCUCCAACUCCAAGUGUUGAUCGGGGUGCUUGUUUGCUCAUGCAAUGUAAAUGGAUCUUCACAGCCUCAGGCCAGGGUGUUCUUAAUGUUCAAUGAGCUGCAGGGAACCAAGACCUCUCAGUUCUAUGCUCUCUCCCACCACCCCUUAGACUACAGGAUAUUAGUGAUGGAUGAAGAUCAGGACCGGAUCUACGUGGGCAGCAAAGAUCACAUUCUGUCUUUGAAUAUCAAUAAUAUAAGCCAGGACCCCCUGAGUAUUUUCUGGCCAGCAUCAGCAAACAAAGUUGACGAGUGCAAAAUGGCUGGCAAGGAUCCUACCCAUGGCUGUGGUAAUUUUGUGCGUGUGAUCCAGACCUUCAACCGCACUCACCUAUAUGUCUGUGGGAGUGGAGCAUUCAGUCCUGUGUGUGCCUAUCUCAACAGAGGGCGAAGGUCUGAGGAACAAGUUUUCAAAAUCGAUUCCAAAUGUGAAUCUGGGAAGGGACGUUGCUCUUUCAACCCAAACGUGAACACCGUUUCUGUUAUGAUCAAUGAAGAGCUGUUUUCAGGAAUGUAUAUCGAUUUCAUGGGGACUGAUGCUGCCAUUUUUCGUAGUUUAACCAGGCGGAAUGCAGUGAGAACUGACCAGCACAACUCCAAAUGGCUAAGUGAGCCGAUUUUUGUGGAUGCUCAUCUCAUUCCGGAUGGUACCGACCCCAAUGAUGCUAAAGUGUACUUCUUCUUCAAAGAGAAACUGACAGACAACAGUGGCAGCACUAAGCAGAUUCACUCCAUGAUUGCUAGAAUAUGCCCUAAUGACACCGGUGGGCAGCGUAGCCUUGUGAACAAGUGGACCACUUAUCUGAAAGCAAGACUUGUGUGUUCAGUAAUGGAUGAUGAUGGAACAGAAACCUACUUUGAUGAAUUAGAGGAUGUGUUCCUGCUAGAAACAGAUAACCCUAGAACAACACUGGUCUAUGGCAUUUUCACAACAUCCAGUUCUGUGUUUAAAGGCUCAGCAGUGUGCGUGUACCACUUGUCAGACAUCCAGAGAGUAUUUAAUGGGCCAUUUGCACACAAGGAAGGCCCAAAUCACCAGCUGAUCCCCUAUCAGGGAAGGAUUCCUUAUCCACGGCCCGGGACUUGUCCAGGAGGAGCUUUCACACCCAACGUACGGACAACCAAGGAAUUUCCAGAUGAUGUGGUCACCUUCAUCAGAAACCACCCCUUGAUGUUCAAUCCCAUAUAUCCAGUCCACAGGAGGCCAUUAAUCGUUCGGACGGGCACAGAGUACAAAUAUACAAAAAUUGCUGUUGAUCGCGUUAAUGCAGCAGAUGGAAGAUACCACGUCUUGUUUCUUGGAACAGACCAAGGCACAGUUCAGAAGGUCGUCGUCCUGCCCAGCAAUUCCACAGCAAGUGGGGAACUCAUAUUAGAAGAACUGGAAGUUUUCCAGAAUAACGCACCUAUAACAACAAUGGCCAUUUCAUCGAAAAAGCAACAGUUGUAUGUGAGCUCGGAUGAAGGGGUGGCUCAAGUUUCCUUGCACCGCUGCCACAUCUACGGGACAGCCUGUGCUGACUGUUGCCUUGCCAGAGACCCCUACUGUGCUUGGGAUGGCAAUUCCUGCUCCAGGUUCUACCCAACAGGGAAAAGGAGGAGCCGUAGACAAGAUGUGAGGCAUGGAAACCCUAUGACUCAAUGUCGAGGAUUUAAUCUAAAAGCUUACCGCAAUGCUGCAGAGGUCAUUCAGUAUGGAGUCAAGAACAACACCACCUUCCUGGAAUGCACGCCUAAAUCGCCACAGGCCUCUGUUAAAUGGCUCUUACAAAAAGACAAUGACAGAAGGAAAGAGGUCAAACUGAACGAAAGGAUCAUAGCGACCGAACAAGGGCUCUUGAUCCGCUCAGUCCAGGAGCCAGACCGAGGGCUUUACCACUGCAUCGCAACCGAAAACGGCUUCAAGCAGACAAUAGCCAAGAUUAACUUCAAGGUGCUAGAUUCAGACAUGGUGGCCUUCAUGACCGACAAGUGGUCCCCGUGGACCUGGGCCAGUUCCCUCCAAGCUUUACAGUUUCAUCCGAAGGACCUGGUGGGCACUUUCAGCCACUCGGAACUGCAGAUGAUUAAUCAAUACUGCAAAGACACGAGACAGCUCGGGCAGCAGGCAGAAGAUUCUCAGAAGAUGAGAGGGGAUUAUGGGAAGUUAAAGGCCCUCAUCAACAGCAGGAAAAGUAGGAACAGAAGGAAUCAGUUACCUGGAUCAUAAGGUUUUGUCGUGGGACAUCAAACUUUUUUUCUUAUCCUCCCUUGAGGAGUUUUUGUUUGU